Molecule: messenger RNA, 2915 nt
Organism: Polistes canadensis
Lineage: Eukaryota; Metazoa; Arthropoda; Insecta; Hymenoptera; Vespidae
Product: potassium channel subfamily K member 18-like
Exons: 7
Coding region: 544-2094 (516 amino acids)
Biological process (GO): potassium ion transmembrane transport; stabilization of membrane potential
Cellular component (GO): membrane
Molecular function (GO): potassium ion leak channel activity
Source: RefSeq, a predicted model, not a curated record
AGGAAGAAAAGUUCAUAAAGGUAAAAUAGUUCGAGAAGAAAGUGGAACGAAAGGUGGCUAUUAUUUUCAAAUGCAUCGGCCACAAAACGUCGAUAGAGACGAAAUAGCCGUCGAGAAGCCAAGGAUGUCACGUGAAUCCCUCCACGGAAGAUAGGACACGUUUCAUAAAGUUUCAUGCUCGGUACUAGGAGCAAGAGGAAAAAGUUUCUUCCACUUCGGUGAACCGAUAUGCUCGACGACACGGCCGUAGGAAGUCGAAAACCGAUACGAUAGAGAAGGGAAAGCGAUCUCUGAUAAGAGAAAAAAAAUAUAGCAAGAUAACUCGAAGAAUGUGCAAGCAUAAUUUACGGAACCAUAUGAAUUAUCCACGUCGUAAAUAACUAGGUCGGACAUCUCACCAGAUGGAUGAAGACGACAACGCCAAAGGAACGUUAGAACAACGAUAGGACGUUACCGCUUGCGGCUGCAGCUGCGGCGUCGAUCGCUGCAUCUGCAGCUGCGGCGGCAGCGGUAGUGGUAGUGGCGUAGUAAUUAGGCGGCAUAAUGAUGCAAAACACCGGCGACUAUUACCAAAGGGCACCGAGAUGUUGUCCCGGACGAAACGGCGGGAACACCGAUUCCCUGAGAAUCAGCAGUUCGGUACGAGGUGCUGAAUUGCUUUGUUGUUGCUGUAGUUGCAGCACGUCCACUUCAACGAACACACCAGGAUUACUAGCCAGCCUUGGUGUUUGCGUUCUUGUACUUGGUUACACCCUUCUUGGUGCGUUCGCUUUUAUGGCACUAGAGGGUGGACUUAAAUCGGAGUCUUUGAUAAAUGUCUCAUCGAAAAUUGUAAAAAGUGAGGAAGGAUCGUACAGUCUUUCAACGUUUGAGGACGAAAAUGCUGCUACUGAGUUAAGGGCAAAGACUGUCGAAAGGCUUUGGAGUAUCACUGAAGAUUUGAAUAUUCUUUAUAAGGAGAAUUGGACUCGACUAGCAGCAAAAGAAAUUCAAGAAUUUCAAGAUAAUCUUUCGCGUAGAUUGGGGCGUACGUCAACACCCUUUGAACCAACUCAUCAAUCGCGAAAUAACGAAGUGGAUAAACGACGAUGGACUUUCAGUGGCAGUCUGCUUUAUUCUCUAACACUCAUUACUACCAUAGGAUAUGGUAAUGUAACUCCGCGUACAGUCUGGGGUCGCCUAAUUACCAUAAUCUACGCUUUAGCUGGUAUACCUCUUAUGUUGGUUUAUCUAAGCACCGUGGGCGACGUUCUUGCUAGAAGUUUCCGACGUUUGUACGGUCGCAUGUGCAUUCCACGAAAUUGCAUUAAAAAACAACAACCGCCGCCGCCUCCGCCGCCAGUAGGUGGUAUCAUGAGCAAGUCAUACCGUUAUGAUAAUCAUAUAGAAACAAAGGCGGGAAAUUAUUAUUCAACUAGUCGCGAUAGUUCUUGCGACGAUCUUGGAACACGAGGUACGAACAGUGCCAUAUUACUCGAUUGUGGUAGCGAAGGCCUCUUGCAUGCUACCACUAGUUCAACGACUGCUCUUCAGGAUACAAUGGCAGGCAAUGGUAAACGCCAUUUGCAACCGUGUUCGUUAUCACCUUCCUCGAGUUCAUCACCAGCGUAUAUGAUGGAAACGUAUUCUGUUAGAAUACCCAUUAGUUUGUGCCUGGUAAUAAUGCUGUUAUAUAUAUGCGGUGGUGCAGUGAUGUUCAAUCACCUGGAGGGUUGGAGUCUUCUAGAAGGUGGAUAUUUCUGCUUCACGAGUCUCGGCACCAUUGGAUUUGGAGAUCUGAUGCCGACCGGACGCAACGCCCCAUCCACUACCCUGGAAGAACUCAGCCUGUGUGCCUGCUCGUUGUAUAUACUCGCUGGAAUGGGCCUGAUAGCCAUGUGCUUCAACCUCGUCCAGGAGGAGGUGGUACGCGUGGUCAGGGUCUUCGGUAGAACCUGUGGCAUGUCAUCGGGUGUGGUGGUCGGCCCUAUUGGUGGUACAGGGACCGCACCUGGAAUCAAAGCCGAACUCGACGAUGGAGGAGGUACCAGUGAUUCAAGAUUGUCAGAACAAGAAGAAGAAGCGAUCGCCAUGUCCACGGUGCCGUCAUCUUGACAACACCAGGCCAGGAUCCCUAGUGACGGGAAACUCCUGGCCCACCCGUCGAGUACUGCCAUGAAAUUGUCACCCGGUCAUCAUUCUUUGCCACGUAAAAAGUCAUCAGCCGACAAAAAUCUCUCAGCAUCUCAGAUAUUUCAACGUGGUCAUCCAACGAGACGUAGCUGUUUAUCGCCACAAUAUCAUCAUCAACAUCAUCACCAACAUCGCCAACAAGAAAGUUCACUACAUUUUGAAUAUUUUGUACCAAGGAGUGUUAGCGAAUUUAAUUUAGCUGCUACUGUGGUUACCGACAUCGCAGUAGCACCUUUACCUCCAACAUCAGCACUACGACCCUCUUCAGUAAUCACGCCACCAGUUUCUGGCCUUAUAACCAACACAUCAGCAACUAAUCAAGGACGUCUAUUGGAUGCUUCCAAUACUACAACAAGAAGUCGAGAAAAAAUGGUUACGUUUGAGGACGAAGGUGUUAAUUCUGCUGGAUCAGCAUCUAAUAGAAAAAAUUUAUCCAGCAUUGAUAAUACUUUCAUGUGAUGAAUGAAAAGAAUGUGGAAAAGGAUAAAAAAACGUGAAACUAUUAAUGUGAAGGAUAUUGACUUUAAGUGAGAUUACAAAUUCGUUAUAUCUAAAAAAGAAAAAAGAAAAAAGAAAAUAAAUAAAAUAAAUGGUUUGAGAUAUCUAUUUGGAUUAGAAAAUAUAAACAAAUUUAGCUGACAAUUGAAAAGAAAAUAAAUACGAAGCAAGAAAUAACGAAACGAUUCUAAAAAGACAAACGUUCUUUUCUAACUAACAUAUGCCAUUAUCCAAAAACAGAUUGA